Molecule: messenger RNA, 549 nt
Organism: Exaiptasia diaphana
Lineage: Eukaryota; Metazoa; Cnidaria; Anthozoa; Actiniaria; Aiptasiidae
Product: extensin-1-like
Exons: 1
Coding region: 1-549 (182 amino acids)
Source: RefSeq, a predicted model, not a curated record
AUGCUACUACGCCACUAUGCUACUACGCCACUACGCCACUACGCUACUACGCCACUAUGCUACUACGCAACUAUGCUACUUCGCCACUAUGCUACUACGCCACUAUGCUACUACGCCACUACGCCACUACGCUACUACGCCACUAUGCUACUACGCAACUAUGCUACUUCGCCACUAUGCUACUACGCCACUAUGCUACUACGCUACUAUACCAGUACGCUACUACGCCACUAUGCUACUACGCCACUACGCUACUACGCUACAAUGCUACUACGCCACUAUGCUACUACGCCACUACGCUACAAUGCUACUACGCCACUACGCUACUACGCUACAAUGCUACUACGCCACUAUGCUACUACGCCACUACGCCACUAUGCUUCUACGCCACUAUGCUACUACGACACUACGCCACUAUGCUACUACGCUACUAUGCUACUACGACACUAUGCUACUACGCCACUAUGCUACUACGACACUAUGCGUAAAAUAGUUAAAUCCGUAGGUUUUUUAAGAGUCAACCCUGUCCCAGUGUAUAUAAGUCAGUAG